AUGGCGCCAUGCCGAGCCACCGUCGUGAAGACGAGAGCGGUGUGCGUGCUCCUCCUCCUCCUCCUCCUGUCGGCCGACGUGCGGCCACAGUCCGUGGAUGGGCAGGCGCCACCGGCUCCAGAGGUGGCCGUGACAAUCGAAGCAGACGCCGACAGCCGCGGCAAUGGCACCCGCGCCGGCGGCGCUGGGAACACCGCGAGGAAGGUGCUGAGCACCAUCGACUGUCAGAUCUGCGAGUCGACGUGCCGGGUCAAGUGCCUCAUCAACAACCUCUUCCAGUGGGGCACCUGCUACCAGCGCUGCAAGGCCGACAAUUGCAACGACUGGUGUAGGUAG
This is a messenger RNA of Triticum turgidum subsp. durum (durum wheat), 336 nucleotides long. Lineage: Eukaryota; Viridiplantae; Streptophyta; Magnoliopsida; Poales; Poaceae. The record is from the annotation of a GenBank genome assembly.